AUGGAUUCUCAAGGAGGACAUUACCUCAACAAAGAAGCUGUGCUGUCCCCUUUAGGAAUAGCCCGAAUGUUCCAGCUACUGUUUGGCUGCACCAUAAUGGCCCUUGUGUCCCACAGCGCAGGCUACAGUGCCAAUUAUGGAAUCUUCUGUAUGUUUGUGUGGUGCUUCUGCUUUGCUGUCACACUGGUUGUUUUCACCUUGGACAUUACACGGCUCCACACUUGUAUGCCGAUUUCCUGGGAUAACUUCACUGUGGCCUUUGCCAUGCUGGCAACCCUCAUGUACAUCACUGCCUCUGUGGUCUACCCCGUUUACUUCCUUCAGACAGAGGUUCCCGAUGAGGAGUGGGAAGUCCAAAUAUACCGCAUUGCUGUUACAGUCUGCUCUGCAGUCUGUUGCUUCCCCUACGCAACUGAGGUGUUCUUAACACGAGCCAAACCAGGGGCUGUGGUUGGAUACAUGGCCACUGUGUCUGGUCUGCUCAAGGUGGUCCAAGGUUUUGUGGCCUGCAUCAUUUUUGGGGCCCUGGCUAAUGACAGUGAGUACAACCAAUACAUUGCCACCCAGUACUGCGUGGUGGUGUACAGCCUGUGCUUCUCUGUCACUGUGAUAGUGGUCAUACUGACGGUUUCUGGUAGGACCUCUGCCCUGCGGUUCCCAUUUGAUCGGUUUGUGGUCAUCUACACCUUCUUUGCUGUGAUCCUCUAUCUCAGUACUGCACUGAUUUGGCCCAUCUUCAGCUUCGACAGGAAGUAUGGCAACACUACUCGUCCCGAGGACUGCCCACGAGGAGAAUGUCCAUGGGAUAGCAAGCUGGUUGUGGCCGUCUUUACUAACGUCAACUUAGUGUUGUAUUUUGUAGAUCUUGUUUACUCCCAGAGGAUUCGCUUUAUCUCUAGUUCUGCUGUCUGA
Pelmatolapia mariae (spotted tilapia) is the source of this 912-nucleotide messenger RNA. Its product is annotated as myeloid-associated differentiation marker-like protein 2. NCBI's taxonomy places the organism in Eukaryota, Metazoa, Chordata, Actinopteri, Cichliformes, Cichlidae. Gene Ontology annotation, cellular component: membrane. The record is from RefSeq and is a predicted model, not a curated record. Bases 1 to 912 code for a protein of 303 amino acids. The transcript has a single exon.